CAGGCCCUCAGGCACCCAGCACACGCCCAGCCCGCCUCCACGAUGCCCAACAGGAAGGUCAGCCCUGCGGAACGGGCGGCCAAGGAGGAGCCCCUGAGGAGGUCGGCCAGGUUGUCAGCCAAACCUGCUUCUGCAAAAGUGGAAAUGAAGCCCAAAAAGGCGGCAGGAAAGGAUAAAUCUGCAGACAAAAAAGUGCAAACCAAAGGGGAGAGGGGCGAAAAGGGAAAGCAGGCCCAAGUGGCUGACCAGGAACCUAAAGAUUUACCUGCGGAAAACGGAGCAACUAAACACGAGGAGAGUCCAACCUCAGAUGAAGCAGGAGAGAAAGAAGCCAAGCCUGAUUAAUAUCAUAUAUCAUGUCUGAUCAGUGGUCCCUGUCUCCCUUCUUAUACAAUCCAGAGGAAUAUUUUUAUCAACUAUUUUGUAAAUGCAAGUUUUUCAGUAGCUCUAGA
Molecule: messenger RNA, 452 nt
Organism: Myotis daubentonii (Daubenton's bat)
Lineage: Eukaryota; Metazoa; Chordata; Mammalia; Chiroptera; Vespertilionidae
Product: non-histone chromosomal protein HMG-14-like
Exons: 1
Coding region: 43-345 (100 amino acids)
Source: RefSeq, a predicted model, not a curated record